UUAAAAACGCUGCUACGGGCUGGCUACAAGAAAAUAAACACUCAAAUCGCUACCAGCCUUGCAUCCGUUUCGCCCAUUAAAUUUUCCGAAUUCUUUUUGUCCACACGUUAAAAUCAAAAGAAUAAUUGUUUAACUUAAAGAAAUGGCUACUAAGUUCUUAAGUAAAAUUUUAUAUCGUUCAACACUACGAAAUUUCAGUACUGCGCCAAAGUUCAGCUCUGUUGAUCCUGAGGAGCUAAAAAAAUUUAGCAAUUUAUCCGGCCUAUGGUGGGAUGAAGGGGGUGAAUUCAAGCCCCUUCAUUCAAUGAAUGCUUUAAGGAUCCCGUUUAUUCGAAAUGGACUAGUUAACUCCAGGGUAGUAUCGACUAAAAAAGCGAACACACCCAGUUCCCUUGAAGGACUGAACAUUCUUGAUGUUGGUUGUGGAGGAGGAAUUCUCGCAGAACCGCUUGCGCGAAUAGGCGCCAACGUUGUGGGCCUUGACGCAUCUGAAGAGGCAGUUCAAGUUGCCGAACAACACGCUAAAUUGGAUACAACCCUAUCUGACCGAUUGAAAUACCGUCACGGCACCUUGGAAGAACUGGCUGAGGAAGGCCAAGUCUAUGAUGCAGUUGUCAUGUCUGAAGUCCUCGAGCACAUGAACAAUCCUAAGCAUUGUCUUCAACUGGCGUCUAAUUUGGUUAAGCCAGGAGGUUCGAUAUUUUUGACCACACUCAACAGAUCAUGCGUUUCAUGGUUAGGAGGAAUUAUAGCAGCAGAGUAUUUGCUCAGGCUAGUCCCACCUGGUACACAUGACUGGAAUAAAUUUUUAUCUCCUUUGGAAGUUGAAAAUAUGCUGAGCGACAGUGACUGUACUACCCGAAGCAUUCAUGGGAUGUCAUACAAUAUCCUGACAAAUUCUUGGCACUGGUCAUCAAAUGUUUCCAUCAACUAUGCUCUGCACGCACUUAAGCUGAGUGAACAACGGGUUGAAGAGCCCAAACAGACUGAAUAAAUUUGUUGUUGACGUUUGAUAAAUAAAAAUCUGCAAAUAGCUUGUCUGGAUAUCAUGAUUAAACGAUUAUUUUUGCGCA
Molecule: messenger RNA, 1073 nt
Organism: Cloeon dipterum
Lineage: Eukaryota; Metazoa; Arthropoda; Insecta; Ephemeroptera; Baetidae
Gene: Coq3
Product: ubiquinone biosynthesis protein COQ3, mitochondrial
Exons: 5
Coding region: 143-994 (283 amino acids)
Biological process (GO): ubiquinone biosynthetic process
Cellular component (GO): mitochondrion
Molecular function (GO): 2-methoxy-6-polyprenyl-1,4-benzoquinol methyltransferase activity
Source: RefSeq, a predicted model, not a curated record